UUUCUCAAGUACUUCCUUACGACACCGCUACGAUUUCCGGUUUUGCACAUGGCCUGUCCAAUAUUGCAACAGAAAAGUAGAUAAAAGACACAAAAAAGAAACUAAAAUAUUCGGCACGCUGACAAGCGUAUGCUUAAAAAUUCCAGGUGAAAAUGGUGAGCGUGGAAAGGAAGAGCACAGCUAAGCUGACUGAAAUCCGAGAGAUAGAGAAACAGAUGCAAGAGAGAUGGGCUAGGGAGAAAGCAUUUGAGAUAGAUGCCCCAGAACCAGGGUCAUCGGAGAGCAAGAAGGACACCUACUUCGUCACCUUUCCCUAUCCUUACAUGAAUGGACGUCUUCACCUGGGUCACACCUUCACCAUCUCUAAAUGUGAGUUUGCAGUGGGAUACCAAAAGUUGAAGGGGAAAAGAUGUUUGUUUCCUUUUGCUUUUCACUGUACAGGGAUGCCCAUCAAGGCAUGUGCAGAUAAGCUGAAAAGAGAAAUGGAAGACUUUGGCUACCCUCCAAGAUUUCCUGAGGUAGAUGAAGAUGAAGAAAACAAGGACAAGAAGCAGGAGAAGGAGCUCAAGAUUGAGGAUAAAUCUAAAGGGAAGAAGAGUAAGCUUGCAGCUAAGACUGGGUCCAGCAAGUACCAGUGGCAGAUCAUGAUGUCCCUGGGGCUAGUGGAUGAAGAGAUCAAGAAGUUUGCUGACCCCAUGCACUGGCUCUACUUCUUCCCACCUCUGGCUAUGAAAGACCUCUGCUCUAUGGGUCUGAAGGUGGACUGGAGAAGAAGUUUCAUCACCACGGAUGUCAAUCCAUUUUAUGAUUCCUUUGUGAGUUGGUCUUUCCUCAGACUGAAGGCCAGGGACAAGGUGAAAUUUGGAAAGAGGUACACAAUAUUCUCUCCUAAAGAUGGCCAGCCCUGUAUGGACCAUGACAGGAGUACUGGAGAGGGUGUUGGUCCCCAGGAGUACACUAUUAUCAAGAUGAAGCUGAUGGCGCCAUACCCAGCCAAGCUAAAGCCCCUAGAAGGCAAGUCUGUGUACCUGGUUGCUGCCACACUAAGACCAGAGACCAUGUUUGGUCAGACCAAUUGCUGGAUCCACCCAGACCUAACUUAUGUUGCCACGGAGAUGGCUAAUGGGGAGAUCUUUGUGUGCACCAGGAGAGCAGCCAGGAACAUGAGUUACCAAGGUUUCACUAAGAAUGAUGGGAAGGUGGAUGUUGUGAUGGAACUGAAAGGCAUGGAUUUUAUGGGAGCUGCCCUCCAUGCCCCCCUGACAUCUUUCAAAGUGAUCUACACUCUGCCCAUGUUGACCAUAAAGGAGGAUAAAGGCACAGGAGUGGUAACUAGUGUACCUAGUGAUGCCCCAGAUGACUAUGCCGCUCUGAGAGAUCUUAAGAAAAAGCAGCCAUUCAGAGAAAAAUAUGGGAUUAAGGAUGAGAUGGUCCUGCCUUUUGAACCUGUGCCUAUCAUAGACAUCCCUGGGUUUGGCAACCUGUCUGCAGUGACAGUGUGUGAUGAACUGAAGAUUCAGAGUCAGAAUGACAAGGACAAGCUGACAGAAGCCAAGGAGAAAGUGUAUCUCAAAGGAUUUUAUGAAGGGGUCAUGCUGGUGGAAGGAUUUAAGGGACAGAAAGUGCAGGAUGUAAAGAAAUCAAUUCAGAAGAUCAUGGUGGAGAAAAAUGAGGCAGCAAUCUACAUGGAGCCAGAGAAGCAGGUGAUCUCAAGGUCUGGGGAUGAAUGUGUGGUGGCUCUCUGUGAUCAGUGGUACUUGGACUAUGGGGAAGAAGGCUGGAAAAAGCAGGCUGCAGAGUGCCUGAGUUACAUGAAUACUUACUCUGAUGAGGUCCGCCAUGGCCUGAGUGCCACCCUCAGCUGGCUGCAUGAACAUGCAUGUUCCAGGUCCUAUGGCCUUGGCACCAAGCUUCCCUGGGACCCACAGUAUCUGAUAGAGUCUCUGUCUGACUCCACUAUUUACAAUGCUUACUACACUGUGGCCCAUCUCCUGCAGGGAGGAAUCAUUGACGGCAGUGGGAACGGCCCUCUGAACAUUAGGCCAGAGCAGAUGACCCCAGAAGUCUGGGACUACAUAUUUUUCAAGACGGCACCAAUGCCGAAGAACUGCCAGAUUCCGAAGGCUGCCCUGGACAAGCUGAGGGGAGAGUUUGAGUAUUGGUACCCUGUGAACGUCAGGGUGUCUGGCAAAGAUCUGAUCCCAAACCAUAUUACAUAUUACAUCUACAACCACUGUGCUAUCUGGCCUGAUGACAAGUCAAAAUGGCCAGCUGGGUUCAGGGCAAAUGGGCACCUGCUGCUGAACUCUGAAAAGAUGUCAAAACAAACUGGCAACUUUUUGACAUUGUAUGAUGCCAUUGCAAAAUUCUCAGCAGAUGGUAUGCGCUUGGCUCUGGCAGAUGCUGGCGACACCCUUGAAGAUGCAAACUUUGUUGAAGCAAUGGCGGAUGCAGGUCUGCUACGCCUAUACACGUUCUUGGAGUGGGUGAAGGAGAUGUUGUCCACUGCUGACAAGAUGAGAACUGGACCUAUGGAUAGUUUUAAUGACAAGGCUUUUAUCAAUGAGAUGAACAGUGCCAUUUUGCUGACAGAGCAGAACUAUGAGAAUAUGUUGUUUAAGGAAGUGGUCAAGUCUGGAUUCUUUGAAUACCAGAGUAUAAGAGACCGAUACAGAGAGUGCACCAUGGGAGAUAUGCACAGGGACCUGGUACUGAGGUUCAUAGAGACACAGGCAUUACUGCUCUGCCCCAUAUGUCCCCAUCUCUGUGAAUACAUCUGGGGGCUCCUUGGAAAGGAAGGCAGCAUCAUGCAGGCACAAUGGCCAGCAGUUGAGGCUGUGGAUGAAAUGCUGUUGAAACAGGCACAAUAUCUGUACGACUCUACUAGAGAGUUCAGACUGAGGCUGAAGGCUUACAUGACACUAGGAAAGGGAAAGAAAGCAUCCCCUCCACCCAGUAAACCCACCCAUGGAACCAUCUGGAUUGCCAAGACAUACCCUCCUUGGCAGAAUACAGUGCUCACUACUCUGAAUCAGCUUUAUAAGGCCCAUGGCAAUCAGUUCCCAGAGAACAAGGAGAUAGCUGCAGCAUUCGGCAACAAACCUGAGCUGAAGAAGUACAUGAAGAAAGUGAUGCCUUUUGUACAGCUGGUCAAGGAGGGCGUGGCACAGAAGGGAGUGGAAGCCAUGAAUUUGACCCUGGAUUUUGAUGAGAAGGCCGUGCUGGAGGCAAACCUGACCUAUCUAGUGUCCACUCUGGAGCUGGAAGGCCUGGAAGUGAAGUUUUCUACAGAGGCAAGUGAGAACAAGAUAAAGGAAGAGAACUGUCCAGGAAAACCGUUCCUGGUUUACUAUUCUCAGCCCUCAGUGGCCAUGAAUUUGGUAAACCCCCAGCCAUGUAGCGGUCACUUUCAGAUGACCAUCCCCAUUCUGGACAAUGAUACAACCAGCAAGAUAGCACUUAGGGUAACCAAGAUGGACAGACUGAUUAAAGAUGCCAAAAAAGUGAAAAUAAUGAGGUACGAAGAUCCAAACUUAGGACCACGACAAAUACCUGUAAUGGACCAGCCAAUGAAAAAUAAAAUUGUAGUGCCUGACAAUGCCGUCUACAGGAUAAAUCUGGAAACACAGACUGUUAGUGUACAGGAGAAUGGGAAGACAGUGGAUGUCGGCUCACAGAUGGCUUAUAUGGUGGAUGAAUGAAAAUUUACUGCAAAUUAACUUCUUAAAUUAUUUUUGUGGAAAAAUGCGGCUCUCAAUUUUCGACAGGAAUUGUAAUGAAUUGACAUUGUGAAUAUAUUUAUUAAAGUUUACGACUGGAUUGACUUAAUUAUGGUAUGAUUUUGAGUGUGCUAACUGCCUUACUCAUGCAAUUGCAUUUUUUCAGAAGUCAGUUCUCCAAUAGAAAAAAACUCAAACGAUUUACUGAAAGUUUAUACACUGUUCGACCUUUGAAAGCAUUAAAUUAGAAAAUAAGUUAUCUUUGUUUUAUUGAUAAAGCUGUUUAAACUGAACUGCAAUUUUUUGAGGUUACAGUAUCAAAAUUAUAUGAAAAGUGCUUGGUUUGAAUAAUAAAUUGU
This is a messenger RNA of Lingula anatina, 4078 nucleotides long. RefSeq names its product leucine--tRNA ligase, cytoplasmic. Gene Ontology annotation, molecular function: leucine-tRNA ligase activity; aminoacyl-tRNA deacylase activity; ATP binding. The record is from RefSeq and is a predicted model, not a curated record. Lineage: Eukaryota; Metazoa; Brachiopoda; Lingulata; Lingulida; Lingulidae. Gene Ontology annotation, biological process: leucyl-tRNA aminoacylation.